AUGGCACAGGGCACGGUUGAGAGCCAUGUUGUGUGGGUCACCCCGAGGGAUGACUUGAGAGCAAGGAGGGCAGAUGCUGAUGGGGUUGGUGGGAUGUCGAUGGGGAAGAGCGAUAAUGGCACAGGGCACGCCUGUGAGCCAUGUUGUGUGGGUCAGUCCGAGGGAGGGGGAGGUGGAGGAGGAGGAGGAGGAGGAGGAGGAGGAGGAGGAGGAGGAGGAGGAGGAGGAGGAGGAGGAGGAGGAGGAGGAGGAGGAGGAGGAGGAGGAGGAGGAAGAAGAGGAGGAGGAGGAGGAGGAGGAGGAGGAGGAGGAGGAGGAGGAGGAGGAGGAGGAGGAGGAGGAGGAGGAGGAGGAGGAGGAGGAGGAGGAGGAGAGGAAGGGACGGCAACGACAGAUGGCCUGACAGACAGAAGAAGAAGAGGCACCCAUGGCACAUGCAUGAGGAGGGGCAGACUAGCGGGACAGACUAGCGGGACAGUCUAG
Molecule: messenger RNA, 483 nt
Organism: Closterium sp. Yama58-4
Lineage: Eukaryota; Viridiplantae; Streptophyta; Zygnematophyceae; Desmidiales; Closteriaceae
Source: the annotation of a GenBank genome assembly